Molecule: messenger RNA, 2004 nt
Organism: Aphanomyces astaci
Lineage: Eukaryota; Oomycota; Saprolegniomycetes; Saprolegniales; Verrucalvaceae
Exons: 1
Coding region: 1-2004 (667 amino acids)
Biological process (GO): protein processing
Cellular component (GO): plasma membrane
Molecular function (GO): metalloendopeptidase activity
Source: RefSeq, a predicted model, not a curated record
AUGGUCAAGAUAAUCGUGGCCGCCUUGUCCGCCGCUGUCGCGUCUGCUUUCGGCACCAUCUCCGAGUUGCCGAGAGAGAUAAGCAGCCUCAUGGAUGAAACCGUGGAUCCAUGCACUGACUUCUAUUCGUAUUCGUGCGGGACGUGGCAAAACAACACCCUCCUCUACGACAACCAAAUUAUCAAUGUGCACACCGUGCUCGCGACUGCGGCGGACAAGCUGGUCGAAAAGUUGUUGGAUGCCAAGCUGCCCAAAAUUACGGAGUUCUACGACGCGUGUAUGGACACUGACACUUUAGACACGUUGGGCUUGGCUCCCAUCGAAGACCACCUCAAGGCCAUCCGCAGCGCCAACUCGACCGUCGAAGCCAUCUUUCGCGGCGCGGCCAUCGCCAAGGCCACGGGCAUGCCGCUCUUCAUGAAGCUGACGGUCUCGGGCGACAAUGCCGACGCCACCCGCUACGCCUUGUAUGCCGAACACCCGGGAUUGCCGUUGGAGGAAAUUUUCUUCAAGGAACCGGUGUUGUGGGCCGCGAUUGAAAAGCCAUACCGCGAAUACAUCGCCACGACUUUCACGCUGGCUGGCCGCGCGGACGCGGAGGCGGCCGCCGACGUCGUGAUGGCGUUUGUACGCGCUAGUACCGGGGUACAGGAGUCCAAGCGUAGGCUCCAAGAGGGCGUGACGUCUAGCAACAACCGGUUGUCACUCAGCGCCGCCAACGCAUUGUACCCAUUGGGGGUAGGUCUCCAAUUGCAAGGGUUUGGGUUCGACGUCCACAAAGAGUGCAACACGAACACAAUCCUGCUGGAGAACCUGUACUACGUAGACGUCAUCGAAAAAUUGCUCCGCAGCUUGUCCGUCGACGAACUCAAAACGAUCAUCGAGUACAAUGUGCUCAACUUCAACGCGCCAUUCCUGUCAGCACCGUUUUCAAAUGCACACUCGGAAUUCUAUCGCAAGGUGCUAUAUGGCCACGAACCCCUGCCGCGAGCCACGAUCUGCCGCAGUGAGGUGAGUACGACCUUCGGCGAACUGGUGGGUACGCACUACCUCAAGGAAGUGUGGACGGCCGACACCGCCAAGCACAUCGAAUCGUUCGUGCAAACGCUGGAAGCGUCCUUCGAGACCGGGCUCGACAGCGCGGGGUGGCUCGAUGACACUACUCGCGCCAAUGCCAAGGCUAAGUUGUCCAAGCUCACCCACCUCUUUGGGGGGCCCAAGAACCCCAAGACGUACCCCACCUUGACGUUUGACCCCAAGGCGUACAUUGCCAACCGGAACAAAGUGUCUGCGGACAACACUGCAUUCAAGCUCGCUCAGAUCGGCACUGCCGUGGACAAGCAGAUAUGGGAGACUACUGCGCAAACCGCGAAUGCGUUCAACCAGCGGGAGACGAACGUGCUCAUGCUUCCCGCCGCCAUCUUGCAGCCCCCCAGCUUCGAUGCAAAGGCGGACCCAGCCGAGAACUUUGGCGUCAUUGGCGCUAACAUCGGCCACGAAAUUACCCAUGGUUUCGACGACGUUGGCCGCCUCUUCGACGGCGACGGCAACGUCACUCAGUGGUGGUCGGCUGCCGUAACGAAAACGUUCGACGAAAAGUCCAACUGCUUCGUUGAGCAGUAUGGGUCCAUGGACGUGCAUAGCGAGCUCACGGGUGAAUUGGUCGGCAACUUGGACGGCGAAUUGAUUUUGCCCGAAAUCAUCGCUGACAACGGGGGCCUCAACAUUGCGUACCGGGCAUACCGAGACUACGUGCACGCUGUGGCCGAUGCCACCAAGUACACCAAGGAAGCAGGCGAAAAGAUAUUUUGGAUCAAGUAUGGCCAAUUUUGGUGCGCUAAGAACAGCGAUGCGUACCUCCUGGAUUUGCUCCGCGGCGAACACCCCCCAAAUCGCCACCGCUUGAUCGGGUCGGUUCAAAACUCGGUCGAUUUUGCCAAAGUGUUCAACUGCCCUGUGGACUCGCCCAUGAACCCGACCAAGAAGUGUGUUUUAUGGGAAUAG